AUGGGAACGGAGACCGGGAAAGCGGAGGACGACCUGUGCUCAACCAAGAUUCGGCAGAGCAAAGCAGCAUCUUCUCGCCCGCAGCCACUGCUGACCGGAGGCGACGCUGUCUUCCCGGCCGAGCGGCCGCUGAGCCGGCUCGUCGUCGUCGUCGUCGUCGCCGCGCAGCCGGCGAAGAGCGGGAGCCCCGCGAGCUGCGGCCGGCCCGGCCGUGCGACUCCCCGGCAGCCGGAAUUCGAGGCCCGGAGGACUCCGGACUCCAAGAGCUGCCGCCACCGGGAGGAACCAGCCAUCUGCCUGGACUACCUGAGGGACCCGGUCACCAUCGAGUGCGGGCACAACUUCUGCCGCGCCUGCGUGCAGCGGUCCUGGGCGGACCUGCAGGACCACUUCCCGUGCCCCGUCUGCCGUCACCCGUCCGAAGAGGGGCACUUCCGGAGCAACGCGCAGCUGGGGAGGAUGGCGGAAAUCGCCCGGCGGCUGCACGUCCCCGGAAGCAGCAGAAGGCGGCAGGAAGAGGCGUCCUUGUGCGAGAGGCACAGCCAGGCCCUGAGCGUUUUCUGCGAGGAGGACCUGGAGGUGCUGUGUCCGCUCUGCACUCAGGCCCCGGAGCACCGGGGCCACGACGCGAGGCCCAUAGCGGAGGCCGCCUCCCACCACAGGCGGAGGCUGCGCGGCUGCGUCGAGUCCCUGAGGAAGCGACUGGCAGACCUGCAAAAAUUAAUGAGCAUUCAGAGCAAAAAACCCUUAGAACUGAGAGAGAAGGUGGAGAACCAGAGGCAAGAAUUAUCCUCUGAAUUUGAGCGCCUGAACCAGUUUUUAGACCGUGAGCAACAUGCCAUGCUCUCCAGGUUAGAGGAAGAAGAGAAGGACGUUGAACAGAAGCUCCGUGCAAACGUAACAGCAUUUUCAAACUACGUUGCCACACUCAAGAGUCAGCUACGUAGGGUCCGCGAGCUCAGCAUGCUGUCUGAAGUGGAAAUGCUGUCACAGAUUAAAGUUUUCUACAGGUCUGAAAAUGAGGCUAGCCCGUCCAUCUUCUCGAUUCGUUUAAGGAGAGAAGGCUGCAGUUUUCCUCCCCAGUAUUCGGCCCUUCAGAGAAUCAUAAAGAGGUUUAAAGUAGAUGUAACGCUAGACCCCGACACGGCACACCCUAACCUGAUUGUCUCUGAGGACAAAAAAUGUGUGAGAUUUACAAAGAGGAAACAAAAGGUUCGUGCUUUUCCAAGAAGAUUUACAGUCAAACCAGUUGUCCUGGGUUUUCCAUAUUUUCACUCUGGCAGGCAUUUCUGGCAAGUGGAAGUGGGAGACAAGUCCGAAUGGGCUGUCGGCGUUUGCAAGGACUCCCUUCCCACGAAGGCCAGGAGACCGCCAUUGCCCCGGCAGGGGUGCUGGACGGUCCAGCUGCAGGACAGCGGCUACGACGCACCGGGAGCUGCUCCAGCCCCCUCACUGCCAGACGUGGAGGACAGAGUCAUUGGCAUUUUCCUGGACUACGAGCUGGGUGAGAUCUCAUUCUAUGACAUGGCUGAGAAAUCUCACAUCUGUACUUUCAGUGACACCUUCAGUGGACCUCUGCGGCCUUAUUUCCGGGUAGGACCUGAUUCAAAACCUCUCACGAUUUGUGCAGGAGCAGACUGUGAAUGA
Propithecus coquereli (Coquerel's sifaka) is the source of this 1647-nucleotide messenger RNA. RefSeq names its product putative tripartite motif-containing protein 75. The transcript has 3 exons. Gene Ontology annotation, molecular function: zinc ion binding; protein binding. The coding region runs from base 1 to 1647 and encodes 548 amino acids. Lineage: Eukaryota; Metazoa; Chordata; Mammalia; Primates; Indriidae. The record is from RefSeq and is a predicted model, not a curated record.